GGUUAUCACCUGAGCUUAUAGCUCUUGUCUGGUUUGCUGGACCACUUUCCGGGUUUGUGAUACAACCACUUGUCGGUGCAUUUAGCGAUAAAUGCACAUCUAGGAUGGGUCGACGAAGACCAUUUAUUAUUAUUGGUGGGAUAUUAGUUUGUAUAUCUAUGGUCUCUAUCGCAUAUUCAAAGGAAUGGGCUAUGAUAUUACUUGGUAAAAACUCUUCCCAAGUAACAUUGGAUAAUGAAGAAAUUAGACACAUGGCAAUUAUUAUUGCUGUUAUUGGAUUUUAUUGUUUAGAUUUUUCUUUAAAUGCUGUUCAAGCUUCUAUUC
Messenger RNA from Scutellospora calospora, 324 nucleotides. The record is from the annotation of a GenBank genome assembly. Lineage: Eukaryota; Fungi; Glomeromycota; Glomeromycetes; Diversisporales; Gigasporaceae.